Galdieria sulphuraria is the source of this 1459-nucleotide messenger RNA. RefSeq lists its product as uncharacterized. Lineage: Eukaryota; Rhodophyta; Bangiophyceae; Galdieriales; Galdieriaceae. The transcript has 2 exons. Gene Ontology annotation, biological process: tRNA pseudouridine synthesis. Gene Ontology annotation, molecular function: RNA binding; pseudouridine synthase activity. The record is from RefSeq and is a predicted model, not a curated record. Bases 2 to 1300 code for a protein of 432 amino acids.
GAUGGAUGACUCAGUUCUGUUAGCUUUGCGUAAUUAUUUUCAGAAAGUUGGAUUAGAAAACAGGGGACCUUUAGGAAGUUGUUGUUGUCGAUGUUGUUUUCGACUCUUUGCAGUGCCUUGUCGAGUGGCAGGUUAUGAGAUAUAUAGCUUGCCAGAAAAUUGCUUGCGACCUUUUUGUGUCGCAAUUAACGUUGAGCCUUGUGCAGAAAAUUGCAAGUUAUGCUUGGGUCUACUUUCCGAUCAAUUUCUAAGCAAACUGUUUCGUGUUGUCCAAGUAAAACUACAGAAUUACAAAGUGGAGGAUACUUUUCGGAUCAGUGUUGCAUUUUGGGAGAAGUACAGAAGCAGUUUGCAAAAUUCAUUGGAUGAAACCCAACUGGAGGAGACAGAAGUGGACUUGAAAAAGUGUUUCAAGUGGACCUUUGGAAACUGGUUGGAAACACAACUUCAUAUGAAGUUUGCUGUAGACAGCGACUUGGAGAUUCGUAUUCAAGUAAAAGAGAUGCCUCUCGUUGACAGUAACUUGUCGUUGAUAGAAGAUAUGGUUUUUAUUGUCCUUGCUCCUAUUUAUUUGCAAGGUCGUUAUAUCAAGUUAUCACGACGGUUAUCACAAAGUCCCUGGAUUGUAGAUAAUAUUCGUCUAGCACCCGAUUCUAUAGAAGAAUGUGUCUAUGAGUAUUUGUUGCAUCAACUGGGAGCGAGAGAAUGUCGUUUUACUGCAGGUGGUAGAGAAGAUGUAGAUGUUCGUAUGUUGGGUUCUGGUCGUCCGUUCAUUAUAGAACUGUUGGAAGCAAAAUGCACUCGGUCUUACGUCAGUAAUGAAACCUUUUUAAGAGACUGGGAACGACAAGUAUUUCUUCGUUCGAAUGGACAAGUUCAACUUCAGGAGACAAAAGUUUCGGAUGCGUUUGGUUAUGCUUCUUUGAAAGAAAGCGAAAUGACAAAGCGCAAAACCUAUCGAUGCAUAGUGUAUAUUUCCAAGUCUGUAAAGGAUGAAACAGGUGUAGCAGAAUAUCUUGGUUCUUUGAUACCUUUAACGAUUGAACAAUAUACUCCACUUCGAGUGCUUCACCGGCGAAGUCUUGCUAAAAGGAAACGUGUCAUUCACGAGAUUCGGUUGAAGCUAUUGAAUUCUCAUUUUGCCAUUUUAGAUUUGGUGACGGAUGCAGGUACUUAUGUGAAAGAAUUUGUUCAUGGAGAUUUGGGUAGAACGACUCCAUAUUUGGGCAGUUUAUUGGGAUGUGAAACGGAUAUAUUACAAUUGGAUGUUUUACAUGUCCAUAUAUCCGAUUGGGGAUAAGUUCCUUUUUUGAAAGACGAUUACCUCUAUUAUGAUGAAUUUGUUUCAUGACAAGCAUACGUCUGAAUUGCGUAUGAUAGAUAAUGAACAGUUUCUGAACGUUCCAUAUAUAGUGGAAUGGAGAAAUCGUCUUUGAAGAGGGGAAUCCUUUCACCAUUG